Pyrenophora tritici-repentis Pt-1C-BFP is the source of this 1242-nucleotide messenger RNA. RefSeq lists its product as uncharacterized. The record is from RefSeq and is a predicted model, not a curated record. NCBI's taxonomy places the organism in Eukaryota, Fungi, Ascomycota, Dothideomycetes, Pleosporales, Pleosporaceae.
AUGCACGACAACAGGCCACCUCGACCAGGCAGACAAACCGGAGCAACCGAAGAUACAUACCAUCACGACCAAGCUAUGCCCCUUUCACGACCCAUCGCCUCGCCGUCCCGGCAGCGCUCAGACGAAUCAUGGAUCGAUCUAGCGUCGGGGCCGUCCUCAACCUCGCUAUUCUCUGCGACCGACGAGAUUAUUACAACAGGCUUGACAGUACAGCACGACUCGAACCUCCACAGACGGCAGAAUAGGCGCUCCCGUGGCUCCCGUGGCGGUGGCCAGUUCUCAAUAGGAACCGGUCACAGGGUUACAGCUACAGGAGGCAACAGCAGCCAGGAAGAAUAUGAGGAGAGUGAGAGCGAGUCGGACAGGGUCAUGACAUCCUCGAACGAGGCCAUCGUUCCCUCGCCGCUGAAGUCUGUUGCCUCUUCCGAGACCAUGUCGGAGAGAGAAGAGGAAGAUGAUGACGAGAACGCGACCGCUGUCAACUACCCGCGCUCUACGAGACGCGAGUUUCAGCCACGACCAAAUGCCUUCUCGCGCGGGAACAGUCAACAGGCCAUCCGGUCCCAGUCUGGCACCGUAUAUACACCUCGCAGAGGUGGGAGACCUGUGGGUCAGCGACAGCACUCGUACCCUCAGCACAGCCCUUACAGUGCCUUGGCUCCCAACUACCAGCCCGACCAUGACGAAGCCCUACGUGCCAGUCUGUCUACCCUGCUCUCUGCUGCAGCCGCUGUACGUGGACUCCCCAAGCCAGGCCAACCGCGCACGAACCCUCCCUCAUCUGCUAGAGUCGAUCCGGCAUCACUGCGCAUGGUUCCUGAAUCGGUAGCCUUGGGGGAGAUAGCCGAAGAAGACGCGUCCUCCCCACGCAGCGUCAGUAGUGACCCCUCUGAAAAGCCAAAGCGAAAAGCCAGCCCACCUAUCGCUGGCGCACACAGUAGCAAUAAAGACCGUCGCGCCAUCAAGAAAGCCCGAAAAGCAGGUCCGCUCAUCGAAGACAUCAGCCCAACGCUUCUAACAUGGGUUGUCAGUGCAGGCGUUGUGGUUCUCGUCAGUGCCAUCGGCUUUUCAGCUGGCUACGUCGUUGGUAAAGAGGCUGGCCACGCCGAAGCCAUGGGACAGAUUGGUGCCGCAAGCAGUGAGGCCGGACGAUGUGGUAAAGAAGCUGCCGCAGGCAUGAAGGGUACUGGGCUGGGCUUGAGGAAGCUUAGAUGGGGUUCCGGCGCUGGCAUUCGCGUUUGA